GAGAGAGAAAGUGAGGAGAGAGAGAGAAAACUGCCACUGGAUGUAAUUGAUUGUCUUGCUAUCAAGAAUAACUUGUUAGUAAUAGUCAAUUCUGGCUGCUUUUGAGGCUGACUGUUUCCACUGAAGCAUCAGAGGUUGUCAGGCUGGUACUCACUGAAGCUAAACCGUUAUCCAGGAACUGAGGACAGCAGACUUGGCAUUUUUUAAAAAGACUUAAAGUUCUCCAACCCUGCGGCAAAAGCAACAACAUGCUGCUGAUCGACUACAUGUAAUUUCGCGGACUUUAAGGGAUAUACGCCUUUUUUUAUUAAUUUGCAAAACUGAGCUAUUUAGAAUUGUGCACGUUCGAAAAAUCUGCACUUUUCAAGCAUCUUUUUAGACAAGCCUGAAAAGACAAAUAAUGACCUCCAAAGACGACGCAAAAGGCGCCUCGGUUGAGGAUCGAAGGCGCAGCCCGUUGGACCAUCUUCCUCCUCCGGCUAACUCAAACAAACCCCUCACUCCUUUCAGCAUAGAGGAUAUUUUAAACAAACCUUCUGUCAAACGAAGUUACACAAUAUGCGGCACGGCACACCUGCUUUCUUCCGGUGAGAAGCAUUCAUCCACGGGCCAUCCUCUUUCCACUCGGUCGCUGCUCACCCAGACAUCUCCACUCAGCGCACUGGAGGAACUCGCUAGCAAAACCUUCAAAGGACUGGAAGUCAGCGUUCUGCAAGCGGCAGAAGGAAGGGACGGCAUGACACUCUUUGGUCAGAGGAAUACCCCCAAAAAGCGAAGAAAGUCGAGAACAGCCUUUACCAAUCACCAAAUCUAUGAACUGGAGAAAAGGUUUCUUUAUCAGAAAUAUCUGUCUCCUGCUGAUCGGGAUCAGAUUGCUCAGCAACUCGGGCUAACGAAUGCUCAAGUCAUCACCUGGUUCCAGAACCGCCGAGCUAAACUCAAAAGAGACCUGGAGGAGAUGAAAGCAGAUGUGGAAUCGGCCAAAGCGGUAGGCAAUGUGCCUUACGAGAAAAUGGCCAAACUGGCAGACCUUGAGAAAUGUGUCGCCGGAACUCUCGGAGAUUCAGCCAAGUCUCAAAGUCUAUCUAACCUCGAGCGUCAGGGCACCAACAAACUGCACAUGUCACCAUCGUCACCAUUUACAGACCACACAACGAGCAAGGAGUGUUCAGAGGAUGAAGACGAGGAAAUUGAUGUCGAUGACUGAUUUCCGUUGAACUGCAUCGGUAUUAUUUACCUUUUUCUGAGAUGGUCCUCAAAAACCAUGAAAGUUGAAAGUGCCAUUAAUGCACCAAAUGUAUUAAGUGACUUGUAUUAUUAAUACAAAACAAAUCAAAUCGAUAUACAGAAAUAUCAAAGCAAGCAUGGGACAGUUUCUUCAAAUCUAUUUAUGCAGUGGCAGUUAUCUAAUAUCGUAAUCAUUUAGCCUAUUCGUUUAAACAAAUAGCUGAAGAGCAAUAAGUACGUUAAUGUUUGAGUCAAAUAUAAACACUCACACACAUACAAACACAAGCAUACACACUUUAAGCACGAUUGCCCAAUCUGAACUUUUUUACCCUGUUUUAAAUAAGUUAAAUGCAUGUUUUAUUUUUGUUUCUCGAAAUUAUUUUAGUCUGCAUAGAUAUAUAAAAACCUCCGAAAUUAAAUUCACACGUGGACCACCUCUGCGCGUCCCUGUUCUGCCGUUUGGCCUAUAUCAAAAUCGUUUGAUAAAAGAGUGUAUUAUAGAACAUUUCCUACAAAAGUUAUCACGGGAAAAAAUCGACUUCUCUGAUUAAAUAUGGACUGUCACGUUUUAAUAUAUUUCUUAUUGUUUGUAUGCCUGUAAGUGCCUUUUUA
Messenger RNA from Triplophysa dalaica, 1839 nucleotides. RefSeq names its product ladybird homeobox 1a (gene lbx1a). NCBI's taxonomy places the organism in Eukaryota, Metazoa, Chordata, Actinopteri, Cypriniformes, Nemacheilidae. Bases 401 to 1207 code for a protein of 268 amino acids. The transcript has 2 exons. The record is from RefSeq and is a predicted model, not a curated record. Gene Ontology annotation, molecular function: DNA-binding transcription factor activity, RNA polymerase II-specific; DNA binding. Gene Ontology annotation, biological process: regulation of DNA-templated transcription.